This is a messenger RNA of Struthio camelus australis, 2026 nucleotides long. The record is from RefSeq and is a predicted model, not a curated record. Lineage: Eukaryota; Metazoa; Chordata; Aves; Struthioniformes; Struthionidae.
CUCUGGGACAUUUGGAUACGUGGAGAAGCUGUUUUUGUCUCCUUGGCCAAGAUGAUCAGUCUCUGGAAUAAGCAGAGCCCGCCCCGACCGAGGGAAGUAUGUUCCGGUUAAUGAGGGAUGGCGAGCCAGAGGAUCCCCUGUUUGCCAUGGACCCUUUUGCUAUCCACCGGCAGCACAUGAAUCGCAUGCUUUCUGGAAGUUUUGGAUUUGGCCCGCUGCUUGGCAUCACCGAUGGGACCACACCUGGGGCUCGCCAGCCUGGUCGUAGAAUGCAGGCAGGAGCUGUCUCACCCUUUGGAAUGCUGGGCAUGACAGGUGGCUUCAUAGAUAUGUUUGGAAUGAUGAACGACAUGAUUGGAAACAUGGAGCAUAUGACAAGUGGUGCCAACUGCCAGACAUUUACCUCGUCAACUGUCAUCUCCUAUUCCAACCUGGGCGAUGGACCCAAAGUCUAUCAAGAGACCUCGGAGAUGCGUUCGGCACCUGGCGGGAUCCGUGAGACUAGACGGACUGUAAGGGAUUCAGACAGCGGCCUGGAACAAAUGUCUAUUGGACACCACAUCAGAGAGCGAGCCCACAUCAUGCAGCGAUCCCGGAACCAUCGUACAGGUGACCAGGAGGAGAGGCAGGACUACAUCAAUAUGGAUGAAAGUGAUGCAGCUGCAUUUGAUGACGAGUGGAGGCGAGAGACAUCUCGUUUCCGGCCGCAGAGGGGGCUGGAUUAUCGACGUCAUGAAGGCGGUAAUGGCCGCCGGGCUGAGGGGACUCGUCUUGCAAUCCAGGGCCCUGAGGAUUCUCCCUCCAGACAGUCCCGUCGGUAUGACUGGUGAACGCAGAGCAGACUUUGUAGGGGGUGCAGUGUUGUCACCCCCAAAUCUACCUACACGCUCUUGUAAGUCUUAACAAGUUUUUCUCAUCUUCCACUGUGUGGUUGCCUCUUAGCCAUAUGAUUUUUCUUUUCCUUGCCCGGUCUUGGCUGGAAAUUGGUUUUCCCACUUAAUCUGGAGAGCAGAGGAAGAUGGGUGUUUUGAGUGGGGAAAGUGGAAGCUGUUCAAGUUAGCUUUGUCUUCAAGAAAAAAGUGUGGCGUGAGCCUUAAAUGAUAGUUGAAAUAGUGUGAAAUGAUGUGGGAAUCACAAUCUCUAGAGACAAGCAGCUAAUGUUUAUAUUGUCACUGUAUGGAACUUAGAGCCCCUUUAUAGUCAGUCCAUCUACUUUUAGAGAUGGAAUCCAGCUGAGUUUUGGCAAGGCAGAUAAGUGCUGGUGUCUGCUCUCUUGUGUUUUGAAUGGGGUUCACUAGGAUGUGAUCUAGUGCUUGGAACGGGGGAUUUGUUUUUAUUCUUUCAACAUCAAGUUUACACUUGUCUUUAUCUACCUUCUGUGCUGCUUUCUAAUCACCACUCUUUUUAUAUUCUCACUUUGUUUCCCUCGCUCCCAGGUACAGACAGUGAAACUCUGAAGCCCCUGCAAAGCACCACUUGGACCUUCCUCAAAUUUAAUAUUAACCUCCCCCUCCACCCUUAAGAGUCUGAAACAAAGCAACUAAUCUUCUGCAUUGCUCUUCUUGCCCCAUUUGGGUGCUACAGUAGGGCAUGGAGAAUCUCACUGACGUGCAAGGAACGCAUUCAUUGCCCAUCCCCUUUCUGCUCUCCCUUGGUUCUGUUCUUUCUGCCAUUAGUGGUGGGCAUGAGGAGCUGCUGCCUUGCCUCUUCCAUCCUUUCCACUUUUUCUGUGCUGGGUUGGGCUGGUUCUGAAGUUUGUAUUUAGUCCCCUGUGAAACAAAAGAGGAAAUUCUGCUAGAACCCUGUGUUAGUCCCCUCACUGGGAUAAAAGCUUCUAUUCCCCUCCAGCUCUUUGGUGCAGCUAUGGAGAAGCAGAAGGAUGUGUAUGAUAGGGAAGGGAGGAGCAGAACAAAAGCUGGACCAGCCUGUUGUCCCCCUGGCCCCUAUUCAGACAGCUCCCCUACUUUUUUAAUUUGUGAAACUUGUAACUAGAUGUUUACUGAAUAAAGAAACAAACUGUAAAGAA